AUGGCUCCUUCAUUUGUGACCAUUGAUAAUAACGAUAUGGACGUGGAUUUCUCCACGCCCAAGCCAGUCCAGGCCAAGCGCACCCUUCUCCUAGCACCCCCCUCCAUCGCCACCCAAGAGGACAAACUCCGAGGCCUCUUCAGCACAUUCGACCGCUCAACCACAGAUCUACAAAUGCUCGAUCGUCUCUCCGCAGGCGUCGUCUCCCUUCCCGCAACAACCUAUGACCUCAUACUCAUACUCACCGACACAGACGGCACACGACGCUCCGAGGCACUGAAACUUCUCACCCGAGAUGUAUACGCUAUAUUAGUCCCCGCCAUGAAGGCCGGCGCCAAGUUGCAAACCCAAGACUCAACUCUCAAUGCCUCAGAAGCCAUGGAAGCCAUCCUGGCUGGCCUCGUGCAGUCCGAUAACGGCUUCGAGAAGCCAAACUUCGAGCCCUCCGCUGCUAUUCCUUUAAAGUUUGGCCUGAAGAAGAAGAAUAAGCCUACGCCAACUGCAGUCCCUAAUAUUCCCACAGGAUUUACGGCACCUAUGGGGAUAGAUGCGCCAACUAAUCACGACCGUGACGACGAUGACGAGCUCAUUAAUGAAGAUACGCUCCUCUCCGAGGAAGAUUUAACAAGACCCAUAAUGCCGCCCCCAGAGUGCCAACCCAAGACCGGCCGCCGGCGACGCGCCUGUAAAGAUUGCACAUGUGGUCUAGCCGACAAACUCGAAGCAGAGGAUAGAGAGCGCCGCGCAAACGCAGAUAAAGAAUUGAAAGUGAUGAAGCUGGAUACGGACGACCUGGCUGAGCUGGAUUUCACCGUUAAGGGCAAGACUGGUUCUUGUGGAAGCUGUGCUCUGGGUGAUGCCUUCCGCUGUGACGGUUGCCCUUAUAUGGGUCUUCCUGCCUUUAAGCCUGGCCAGGAGGUUCAGAUAUUGAAUGAUGUUGCACAGCUUUGA
This is a messenger RNA of Penicillium vulpinum, 951 nucleotides long. RefSeq names its product Cytokine-induced anti-apoptosis inhibitor 1. Gene Ontology annotation, cellular component: cytoplasm. The transcript is spliced from 2 exons. Lineage: Eukaryota; Fungi; Ascomycota; Eurotiomycetes; Eurotiales; Aspergillaceae. Gene Ontology annotation, biological process: iron-sulfur cluster assembly. Gene Ontology annotation, molecular function: iron-sulfur cluster binding. The record is from RefSeq and is a predicted model, not a curated record. The coding region runs from base 1 to 951 and encodes 316 amino acids.